CUCCACAAAGGAGGUUAGCCUGAAUUCUUGCCUAGAAUAGAAAGGCUCACCUUGUUAUAAGUAGUUCUAUAGUAACAGCCAAUUAUCAUCUAGUAGAUUACAAGGAAAUAUUCUGAUUCUAGAAUUCUUUGGGUGUCUGAUGAAGGCAGACAUAUGUGAGAAGUAGGAAAUAAUCACAGGGUUGUCAGGGGUCUAGAAAAUGAAUUCAAUUAUUUAUGACUUAUUUGGAAUUGGUUUUAAAAAUUUUAAACAAAAAUUUUAAAGGUGGAUAAUUAUAGAUUAAAAAAAGAAUAAAGGAAGAAUACAGGGAUUAGGUACUAUCAAGCUGCUGAGCUCAUUAUAACUUUGGGGCAGUGAAUUUGUUUCUAGAAGUUUCAUUGGAGCUAAGGCAAGAGCUCCCUACACAGAAGCAUGUACUAAGUUUCAAGUAAGAGGCAUGGACAUCAUAACUGCUAUGUUUGCAAGAACAGGCCCCUAGAGGCUGGGGUGAUCAUGGAGGAGGGACUUGGAACUCAGCUCUCAAAAAAGAUCACCCUAACCGCCCAUCACGACUGCUGUGGAAGUUAUGUCUGAUAAAAAAGAAGGUCCCAUAUUAGAGAUCGCCAAGCAAGAUUUUUUUCAAGAAGCAAAAACUCUCAUUGCCCAACAUUAUGAGAAAGUAAAUGAGAAUAAAGUUCAAAGUACUUCUAUAAAUGUUUUUAGAAAUAAACAUCAAAAACCAAAAUCUGUAAAAUUCAUACCUUUGGAGAUUAAAAAAAAGGAAACACUUGAUGGGGUCCAAGAACUUUGGACGGCACACAAAAAGAUUUGUUUUCCCAAACACCUGUUCAAAAGGGAACAUUUUGAGGAGACCCCUCAACAAACUUCUUUUAAGGAGCCAUGCAUGUUUAGUGUAAAGGAAAAAUUCAAGGACUCGAUGGAUCUAAUUGUGAAAGAACAAGUUAAACUGGGUAAAAUAGUGACUAAUAUUGAAUCAGUGGGUAAAAAAAUGGAGAAAGAAAAGCAUCAGCACCAUGUUAAGUCCAGAUUGUUGGUCUCACCAUAUGCCGUCCCCAUCAACUUUGGCUUGCCCUUACAACCCAUGACCACCUCUUCCAUGGGACUUCCGAAAGAACAUGAUAAAACAUUCUACAAUUGGAGAGGAAUUAUGUCAACAAAGCCUUCCCGUUUGACUCCUGACUCCAGCUGGCCUAGUUUGUGUGGGCCAUCAUCAAUGUUUCGGGAUUACCAUUCUAAAACCUUACUGAAGAAAGAGCAACAGCCUAUCCAACCAGAACCAAAGCCACCCAGGUCAAAAUCUAUUCUAACUAAAAGUGGUAAACUUGACAAUAAAGUUAAAAGAAUUGGACCACACAUAGAAAUCUUCCAAGUGUUCCGGGAAAGGAACACAUUCAUAAAUACCAAAAAAAUAGUGAAAAUGAUCACCAUCAUGCAGGCCUAUGUCAGAGGGUGGCUCGAACGCAGAAGAUACCAGAGAAUAAUGAUCAAGGCUUUGCAUCAUGGACCAAAUUUGAGAGCAGUUAUAAACAUGUAUCAUAGACUAAUCCAUCGUGUUAAAUAUCGACUUGGUCUGUGGAGGACAAGACAAGUUAUAAACUUUGUAGAGCUGGAGGAAUGGAUGGACAGAAAAAAAUUCUAUGAAACAAUGUUUGCUAAGAGAGAAGAUUGGCAAGGAUUGGAAAGAAGCGAGCUCCUUAAAUUCUUCAAUGAGUGUGGUCAUUUCCCAAUCCAGCAGCAAAUUGAUGAAGUUUGGGACCUGGUCCAUAAAGAAGACCGUGACAGAUAUUCUCAACUCCUCAAGAAGUACAAUGCGAUUGAAAUGUUAUUUACACUCUAUCCUCCUCAAGGUGCCCAUGUGUGUAAAAAUAUACGACUUAGGUCAACUUGGCUGAGACCCGUAGUAAAUGGGGAAGAAGGAUAUAAAUAUAUAGGUCUUGAGACAAAGCAUGCGGAAGAAGAGUUCCUCGAGAAACUGUGUAUAUAUGGUUCUGAGUAGCCCUGGCAGAUGGAUAGCUAGAGCCUCAGGGUGGUCCUGGCAUUCCCCAUCCCCAACCAGGGGAGCCAAUCAGUCACACCCUCUGCUGUGCCACUGUUCAACCCAGGUUCCCCCACCAGGGGGCACUAUCACAGGCACCCCCUGAUCUCUUUCAAUUCUUUCUUCACACUUCUCCCUGAGCUGGUCUCUCAAGAAUGCAUAGCUGAUGGCACCACUCCCUUGUUUCCAAGUCUCUUUUGAAUGUUCACUGCCUAAAGUGGGGUGCAGAGACAAAGAAUGUGUCAUUGGGACAGGAGAAGAAAAUUUCAGGACCUCUAUUUGAUUUAAUUUCUUAUAUCUUCUGACAUUUGUAUUUUUAAUGUGUGCUUUAUGAUAACAUAAGUUCACCUGUACAUAGAUAAAUAUGCAUAUCUUAAGGGCUUUGUGCUAAUAGAGGUACACAAUAAAAAAUUUCAGAGACCACACUGGCUUUGAGAACAAAAUUCAAGAUCCUUCCUGUUCUGACCCGGACACUUUUCUCUCCAUCCCAUUGCCUGCUGGUCUCCUACCUCCUUGGCAUUCUGAACCUUUUAACUUCCGCUGGUCCUGCCUCAGCACACUGGUUCCCUUGCACAGAAAAGACUUGCUCUCUUGAUUGGAAACCCUAUCUGUAUACAUUAACUAAAUCCAUUGGCACUAUGGUAUGAAACAUUAAGAUUUCUACAAUCACUCCAUCCCCUGAGCUCCCAUAGCCCUUUUUCAGACACUUUGAAGACCUCUAGCACAAUACAUUACAAUUUAGAUUUAUACAUAUCUGUCUCCUAAAUUCUACUUUGAGCUACAUUAGGUGGGAGCGAUUUCUCAUUAAUCUUUGCAUCUAUAGUACUUGUACACUGUGGUACAUCACAGGUGCUCCAUAAAUACUUAUGAGUAAGUGGAUAGAAAUGUGGAUCUGUAUUACAUAGGUACUACUACUACUUACAACCAACACUAAAGGAAAUCUGUAUAUAGCUUUAAGUUUAGUCAGUGUACGUUGACUCCAAGAACAUGAUAGAAUGCAAAUACAAGAGUUAGGUUCCUUUGAGAGGGCUCUAGAUAUCCACAGUUGGAU
Molecule: messenger RNA, 3086 nt
Organism: Panthera uncia (snow leopard)
Lineage: Eukaryota; Metazoa; Chordata; Mammalia; Carnivora; Felidae
Gene: IQCM
Product: IQ motif containing M
Exons: 14
Coding region: 566-1996 (476 amino acids)
Molecular function (GO): protein binding
Source: RefSeq, a predicted model, not a curated record